Molecule: messenger RNA, 2442 nt
Organism: Babjeviella inositovora NRRL Y-12698
Lineage: Eukaryota; Fungi; Ascomycota; Pichiomycetes; Serinales
Product: alpha-1,2-mannosidase MNL1
Exons: 2
Coding region: 1-2442 (813 amino acids)
Biological process (GO): mannose trimming involved in glycoprotein ERAD pathway; carbohydrate metabolic process; endoplasmic reticulum mannose trimming
Cellular component (GO): endoplasmic reticulum; membrane
Molecular function (GO): calcium ion binding; mannosyl-oligosaccharide 1,2-alpha-mannosidase activity
Source: RefSeq, a predicted model, not a curated record
AUGUUUGCAUCACUCCUUUCGUAUAUACUAUGCAUAUUAUCUCUCUGUCAGCUGGCCUCUCUGGUAGAGGCGGUGCACAUCCCGACGGUUCCCCGAAACCACACUGCACGCUACACCGUCCCACCUCCACACCCGUUGCUUUACACCUCCACCUUCACAAAGAAGCACCUUGCAUUGCUCAGAAACGAGACAAAAGAGCUAUUUGACUUUGCAUGGAAAAGCUACAUCCAAUUUGGCUUCCCCUCGGACGAAGUGGCCCCCUUGACAUGCAUGCCCCUCGGCCCCGACUACGAGGACCCCACCAACUAUUACAAAAACGACGUCAUGGGAAACUACUCUCUCAUGCUUUUUGAUAACCUCGACACCUUUGUUGUGAUGGACGACUACGAAGGGUGGCGAAAUGCCCUCAGUUUGGUCAAAGAACACUACCAGGACUUCAGCAUCAACGUCACGGUCCAGGUGUUUGAGGUAAAUAUCCGGGUCUUGGGUGGCUUGCUCUCAGCGCACUUGUUCGCGUCGGAUGAUAGCAGCCGGUUUAGCCUCCCAGACUACGAUGGCUUCUUGCUAGACUUGGCCCAUGACCUAGGCACCAGAUUACUCCCGGCCUACGAGUAUACUGCGAGUAAGGGCAUUCCGUUACCCCGAGUCAAUCUCAAGUACGGACUAUCGCGCUAUGUCACGGAAAACCACCAAAGGGACAACUGUGUGGCCGGGUCUACCAUUAUUGUGGAGUUUGGCUUGCUCAGCCGUCUUACAGGCGACGACAGGUUUUUACAGAGCUCCGUCAAAACGUUGAAGCAUGUCUGGAGCAAGCGGUCCGAGCUUGGCUUGCUCCCUACAAGCUAUAAUCCGAGAGAUGGCCAGCCAAUGGACUCCUUUACGGGGAUAGGUGCGUCGGUAGACUCGUUCUACGAAUACUUGCUCAAAUACUCGGUCUUGUUUGGCGAGGGCGACGAGCACCACGAGUUGGUGUACGGCAUGUGGAAAGACAGCUACAAAGCCCUUACCGCAAACUCUCGGAACGAGUGGCUCUAUGGCAAUGUGGAUACCAAAGCCGGCUUCAUGGUGAGUGCUUGGGUUGAUGCCCUUAUGGCGUUUUGGCCGGGGUUGCAAGUCUUGAACGGGGACGUCAAGGACGCAGCCAGAUAUAACACCUUGUAUUUGAAGCUAUGGAACACGUAUGGGGGGAUCCCCGAGCGCUGGACGUUUUAUCGCACCACCCAAAGGCUACCGAGUGGGGUCGACACGUUUGAUCCCAUCGGGUUGGAGUGGUACCCCCUCAGACCAGAGUUCAUUGAAAGUUGCUACCACCUUUACAGAGCCACCAAGGACCCACUCUAUCUCCAAAUUGGCCAGCGGAUUUUGCAGGACUUUAGAGAGGUGUUUAUCGCACCGUGUGGGUUUGCCGGGUUCCAGAACAUAAAGUCGGGCGAGAGGGCCAACCGAAUGGAGAGCUUUGCGUUGAGCGAAACCCUCAAGUACUUGUACUUACUCUUUGACGAGGACAAUUUAGUGCACUCCCAUGCAUUCCACAACGGCAAGAGCCUAGUGUUUAGCACGGAAGCCCACCCUCUCUGGUUCAACAACAGAAUGGAUCCUCGCCGGAAUAAGACUUUGAAGAACUUUGGCCGUCAAGGCCAAACACAGAUGGCUUCAAGCGAUCUAGGGUUCAAGGCUUUGUACAAACUCGAGCAAACAGCCAUGCCGGACCUUGGUGUCUUGGGCUUGAAAACAGAGCCGUUUGUCGCUCUCCACGAAGGGAGCGGUUGGUGUGAGGUCCCAGAAACCUGCCCCAAGGCUUCCGAGUUCAUGUCGUCUCGGCUUCUCGGUUGGAGCGAGCUCUACCGUUUCGAUAAUGCGUACAAGGAUGUUUUGUACAAACCUCUGUUCUAUGAAAAUGAUUCUAUCCCGAAACAAAUCGAGACGGAACGCGGUUUCUACAAUCUCUACUCCCAUCCCCGGGGCCUUCAAUGCCCCAGGGAAAAGACCACCAAAGAUUACGACGUCGUUGUGGGCCCUGUGAGCAAAAUACCACUAAACACGAUGCUAAGAGUUCUCGCGGUGGCGAAAGAGUACGAAGGGAUCAUUUUUCCUGGCGACAUCUGGAUGCCGCGCUUAGCAGGAACCAGAUUGCAAGUCGAAAGCUUGAGAUCCGGUCAGGUAGACUCCGCUAACAUUGAUAUCACGACCGAGUUUGUGGAAUCGUUCCACCUCACCACUAGCGAUGCGAUGUGUCCGUUGAACCCCAACGAUCACGUCGAGUGGACGAACGUGUUGAGGUUGCGCAUGGUGAACGGUCACUUAAUUGGGCACAAUUCCAUGGUCUGGACGCUUCCAUUCGAUGCUACGACUGAAAAAGAAAUCACGGUCGGAGAGAAUGGCAUUAUUUUCAUUACUGGGUACCCGGUAGAGAACUUGAGAGUCUGGUACGGAGUUGGUUAG